CUCCGACACACACAAAUUAGUGCAGGCCUGUCAUACACACAACACUCUCUCCUGGGAUAUGAACCCUCUCGCCCUCACCUGUCUCUUGUGCUUCGUCUGCAGUGCUCUGGGUGCUCAGGGGUCAGAGGCCACAUUCUCCAGUGAACUAGCUGGAGUAACAGGGGGUCCAGCCUCUGGGGAGGGGCUCCAGAGUUUGCAGAGCGACGAUGAAGAGCUGGAAAUAGACGAGGAACUUUCAGGAGGAGACAACGAAAAUGUCAGCCUCCAUGAGUUGCAUCCCAACAAAGAUGAGAAGAAGAAAAAGAAGGGCAAAGGCAAGAAGAGGAACAGGCAAAAGGCCAAGAGCACAACUCCUUUAAACCCCGAGCACACGUUCUUCACCAACGGAUACACGUCGACUUACAGCACCACAGAGGAUCCCUGCACCUCCACCCACCUGGGCUACUGCAUUCACGGUUACUGCAAGUACAUAGAGGGCCUGCAGGAGCCAGUGUGUAUAUGUAUGAAGGGUUACGACGGGGAGCGCUGUGGGAUCCAAACUCUGGAGACAAGUAAAACCCAGCCCGAUAAUAGCAACAUUUCGGAGUUGGUGCAAACGGUGUUAGUGAUCAUUGCUGUGGUCCUGUCAGUCAUCAGCUGCACCGCCAUCCUGCUCAUGACCUGUGCUCAUUAUAGGUCGCAUAAAAACUUCCUGGCGUCCUAUCUGGGAACUGGGACAGAGCUUGAGAAGCUACAGAAACCAAUUGGUGAUGUUGUAGUGUGA
This is a messenger RNA of Micropterus dolomieu (smallmouth bass), 763 nucleotides long. RefSeq names its product amphiregulin (gene areg). Bases 59 to 763 code for a protein of 234 amino acids. Lineage: Eukaryota; Metazoa; Chordata; Actinopteri; Centrarchiformes; Centrarchidae. The transcript has 5 exons. The record is from RefSeq and is a predicted model, not a curated record. Gene Ontology annotation, biological process: epidermal growth factor receptor signaling pathway; positive regulation of cell population proliferation; positive regulation of mitotic nuclear division.